Messenger RNA from Aethina tumida (small hive beetle), 1050 nucleotides. RefSeq lists its product as uncharacterized. NCBI's taxonomy places the organism in Eukaryota, Metazoa, Arthropoda, Insecta, Coleoptera, Nitidulidae. The record is from RefSeq and is a predicted model, not a curated record. The coding region runs from base 78 to 920 and encodes 280 amino acids. The transcript has 4 exons.
CCAUCAUUCGAUUCGCAAAACUCAGCGACGUUCAAUUUUCGUUUUGGAUCCGGCCGAAAUUCAGUUGACAAGUGAAAAUGGACUUUAAAGUGAUCUGUGUUGUGGUUGCCAUCGCUUUCGUGGCCCUCGCGUCGGCCGGACCGGUCGUCGACGACGCCAAAGCCCACCUGGAGAACUCGGUAUUAACGAACGAAUACUCGAACAUAGAGGAGUCACUGUUAAAAAAAUUGAACACCAAAUGCUCGAACCGUGACAUAAGUUCGUGCAUGAUGCUCAAACUGGUCACGUACUUUAACAGAAUGCUCAAGAAGUCGACGAUCGAAAUUGGCGACGUCGAAAUUAAGCAAACCUCAACGGUUCCAGUCAAUCUGAGCACGGCCAGAAGUCUGGAACAGAUGAGCGAAGAGGCCCAAUUAAGUCAAGUGAUCGCUGAUAAAAUCUACAGUUUCGUUAGCACUAGAUCGCUGAAAUGGAAGGUUGUGGACGGAGCCGACGUCGUGGUGUCCGGAAAUCAAGGCAAGGAUGGCAGCCUGAACGUCGGCCUGUCCGUAAAGCCGGACGAGUCCUCCGAGGCCCGUAAGAAGAAGGACAACGGAAUGGGAGCCCUGAUCGCCGCAGCCGUCAUGAAAAUCGGUCUCCUCAAAGCCCUCGCCUUCAAAGCCUUGGUCUUCCUCGUGGGCAAAGCCUUGUUGGUCAGCAAGCUCGCCUUGGUGUUGGCCGCCGUCAUCGGCUUGAAGAAGCUGCUGCACUCGGAGAAGCACGUCACCUACGAGGUCGUGGCCCACCCGCACCACGAACACCACGAGGAGCACCACCACUCCGGCGGCGGACACGAUUCCUACGGCGGCGGAUGGGGUAGGAACUUCGACGCCAAGGAGGCCCAGAAGAUGGCCUACAGUGCCCAGAUUCCCGCCCAAUAGGAACGUGAUCAGGAUUUUGCACCAUAUUGGUGUGCAGUAAUUUAACUUAAAUUAUUUAUUUAAUAUUUAUUUUGUUUGUACAAUGCGAAAAAAUUCUGUUAUUUAUGUUUUUAUAAAAAUGUUGAACUUA